Molecule: messenger RNA, 621 nt
Organism: Echinostoma caproni
Lineage: Eukaryota; Metazoa; Platyhelminthes; Trematoda; Plagiorchiida; Echinostomatidae
Source: the annotation of a GenBank genome assembly
AUGGAUAUCUCUUGCGCCAUCUUCAAAGCAUGGGACGUUGUGCAACACAUAUUCAGAAACAACGGGCCCAUAUUUUUCCAUCUAUUGGGGGCGGGAAAACAAUGGUCAAAUGAAGCUGGUCACGAUUUGAUCAUGGGUGAAAACGGAAAAUUACAUCAACCAGAUACCACUCGAAAGAUCAAUAGAGAGUUGAAGCGAUUACAAGUUGAAGGUGAACUGACAAGCGCAGCAAUUCAAGCAAUCCGCUGUCGUAGUCAUCCACGUGGCCCAGCUGAGCCUGCAUCCCAGGGUACCAGUACGCUUGUGCAAUCGUCUGGCCGAGCUGGACCGGACAUGUCGGGAGACACGCAGUCCGGAAUCAGUUCGGGAAUUUUGCACACAUGCGGAACCGACUUCGGUCAUUCUCGCCACAUCGAAUCUGCCACGAGAGUUGCGCCCGCGGUGAGAUCCAAAUUAGAAAACCCGGUUGGUUGUGCCUGCAGUGGAUUCACGAAUUCCAGAGGCACUGUUUCACAAAGCACACAACUUCAACAUGAAGGACUUCUGAGCACGGAAUUAUCGACGUUGCGUCGAAGGCAGGAAGCUCUAACCGAGCGUAUACACACCCUUCAGAAUCAAUAA